Durusdinium trenchii is the source of this 1341-nucleotide messenger RNA. Lineage: Eukaryota; Dinophyceae; Suessiales; Symbiodiniaceae. The record is from the annotation of a GenBank genome assembly.
AUGGGCCGCAUUUCGAAACACCUCAGCCUAGCCUGCGAGGCGGGGGCGGUGUACCGACUCCUGCUUUCAGGGGUCUCAAAGUCAGAGCUUGAGAUUCAGAAAGAGUUGCUGACAGCAGCCUUCGGCCAUGAUCCUCCAGACGCGGGGAACUUUCAUCCAAAGGCCACGGCACGGAUCGCCGGAGCAGCUGCGGCUCGGAGGCAAGAGCUGGGAGCCGUGAAUGCCUCCACUGCCUUGCAUUUGCUGGCACAAGCGCGAAAGCCAGGGGAGGUUUGCGGCAUAGCCCCUGAUCUCAUCAUCACGGUGGUCGGAGGUGCAGCACAACCCCGAGAUCUGGCGAUCGCCAGCUGGGCAGCCGCGCGCCUCAGCGUGGACGCCUUUAAGGCCGACGCGGGUCACGCAGAGGCGCUGCAAGCACUGCAGGAGGCGGUGAAGGCAUCCUGUGGAGAGAUGGAAAGCCAGGAUGUGGCAAAUGUUGCUUGGGCGUUUGCAAGCAUGCAGGUAGAGGCCUCCCAAGGCAUCCUUUGGCAUCUGGCGGAGCAUUCCACAUCUCGCAUCUCAGCGUUUAGUCCAAGGCACCUGGCAAUCCUUACUUGGGCCUUGGCCAAGACAAAGCUUCGGCAUGAGACCUUGAUGAAGAGCGUGGCAGAAGCGUUUGAAAGCUCACAGGGCGCAGAGUGGAUGCCACAGGAUCUCUCGAACUUCAUUUGGGCCUCAGCUGUCCUUCGUUGCGACUCCCCUCUGGAGCAGAUGGCCUCCCGUGCAGCCGCGCUGCGGUGGGAGAAGUUUCGGCCCCAGGAGCUGUCGAUCGCCAUGUGGGCGGCCUACUCCCUUGGUGUGGCAGAGCGCAAGGGCUCGGCACAACGUGCCGUGAAGCGAAUGCUGCAGCAUGGGGCCCGGGAGAUUCGGGUGAGGCUCGCGAAGGACUUUGAGCCGCUGCACUUGAUGAAUGCUGCCUGGGCCUUGGCACGCUGGCAACGGCAUUGUCGCUUGGCAGGGCUGCCGCAGGAGUGCAAAGACUACGUUUGCCGCCCAGCUUUGCGGAUCUUGGCCGCGGAGGCGGCCAAGGACUUCAGUCGCUUCGGCGCGCGGGAGCUUUCACGGCUGAUGUGGGCAGUGGCAAGUCAGUCCUGCCUGAGGCUGCGAGAGAUGGGGCCACCCCUGCGCGACUAUGUGAGGUCAUCACAACUUCAGGCGUUUGACCCUGAUGACCUCGUGAGUUUGGCCACUUCGCUCUCCUGGAUGCUGGAGCGCUUGGUUUGGGAGCUUCCUGCGCGCCGCACGCACUCCCGGGUGAGUCAGGAGCUCAGGGGUGCAGAUGAGGAGACCAAGUACAGAUGA